UGGUCAUUGAAGUCCUUUUUCAAAUUCAAAUGGUCAUUUCCCUCUCUCAUACAACCCAUUUCCUCUCUCUCUCACUCUAUGAUAUCUCACACUGUACUUCAGCAGAGAAAAAUAGGGUCGCAGAGAGGCAGAUAUAUACAAAAUGUGCACACCAUGGACAAUUCCAAAGCUUGUCAGAUGGAGGGUGAGGGACUGGGUAUCUUGUUUCUUGGCUUGCAGGUUUCCUUUAGAUGAUGAAUCGAAUGAUGCAUAUCGAUCUUCUGCACCUCAAAAACUGCCAAGAAAAAACUUGGGUUUCGACGCAAAGGGUACUGAGAGUAGAGUCAUGAAUCAAACUAGCAAGAAGAAGUCACGGCACAAAAGUCGACGUAGUAAAGAGAGACAAUCAAAACUCAGUUCCACACAAACUAAAGAUGCCAUUUCAGUAGAAAAUGGCUCUGUCGACGACUCUUGCUGGCCACAUUUUUCAGAUGAAGACUACAUAGUCUUCUGUUUUAGGGAGGAUGGAGCAUUCGACGUAGUCAAGGAUGGAAAGCCAGAAACUUCCAACCGCUUUGACUGCAUGUCCAGAAGUUCCAGAACUGUAAACCGAAAGCUUAAUUAUGGUGAGGAAGCAAAAACAGUGGUAGAAAGGUGCAGUAAUGUUGGGGAAAAGUUGAAUAAUAAUAAUAAAGAUGGAAAUGAUAUCUGCCCAACAAAUGAUGGAGAUGGUAUGAUCUCUGACCAAAAGGAUGAUGAAGAAGAAGACUGCAUAUAUUGGGAUACAGAAUCGCCUAGAAACAGCAUCAGAAGGAGAUCAUCUCAAAUGGAGGAUCAGCUUGAAGACCGUGGCAUGGUUUCAGUUGAAUCAAGUGAAUCCAAUCAAUCAGAUCGCAGCACAGGCUCUUUUGCCUUCCCUGUGUUGGGUUGGGAGUGGAUGGGUAGUCCAGUGCAAAUGCCAAAAUCAGAGGGCCUGCAGUUAAGGAAGCACAAGGCUCGUUGUGUGGGCUUUCAGUGUUUUAGAAACUGAAAGUUUAGCAACAUUUCUGUCUCUGUUCUUCCUCAAGUUUCCUGGGCCCCCCCAGACAUGUAUAGGACUGGCUUGAACAUGAAGAAAUUUAACUAGUGAUUAUCAUUCAUUCCAAGAACUACGAAUGUUCUUCAGAUUUUCCAAACAUACAUGAAAUUAAUCCCACUCGGAUAGUACCAUUCUGAUUCUUGGAUA
Molecule: messenger RNA, 1204 nt
Organism: Carya illinoinensis
Lineage: Eukaryota; Viridiplantae; Streptophyta; Magnoliopsida; Fagales; Juglandaceae
Product: protein BREAKING OF ASYMMETRY IN THE STOMATAL LINEAGE
Exons: 5
Coding region: 143-1009 (288 amino acids)
Biological process (GO): regulation of asymmetric cell division
Source: RefSeq, a predicted model, not a curated record